AUGGCAAAACCAACAGCUGCAAUUACAUACACUUCAACUCAAGGUGAAGUUGCAACUACCAGAGGACCCACACUGGCAACAGAGAGUGUUAUAAUGAGAGACUAUCUCGGACCACCAAGAACUAUUUUUGAGCUGCUGACAGAGAAUGGCCUAACAGUGUUUGCUUCACACAUAAGCAAAUACCCAGCUCUAAAAAAAAUGCUGGAUUCUGAUGCAAAAGGGGUGACAGUGUUUGCUCCAACAAACUCUGCAUUCGAUGAAAUGAUAGUGGAAGAAAAAGAAAAAAUCGCAAAUGGAAGAAACCUCUUGCAUCUUGUAUUGAGCCAUCACAUUGUUGGAGGUAAUCUUCAGAUCAAUGGCUUAAGAUUCAAGGAGCUGACAAGUUUUGCCGAUUAUCCUCUCAUUAUUCGAUCAUUUGAAAGGCGAUUAAUGAUCGACAAGGCAACGAUUAUAGAAAAAGACAUAGUUGCCUCCAACGGACACCUCAACAUCAUUGAUAAUGUCAUUGUCCCUAUCGACAACACGAUGUUCGGAGUACUUAGGCAGCUCGACCGACCCAAAAUCACAAUAUUCCUAAAGCUUAUCGAAUCAGCUGGGAUGAACGAUGUUCUUGAGAAUUUCACAAGGGCCCGACUAAUGCUCUGGAUACCCACGGAUGAAGCAUUCCAGAAACUCGGCUCGCGUACAUUGAAAGCUUUGUUUUUACAGAAAGAAAAACUACGACAACUUCUCAAUUAUCACAUGACGCCUGGGUAUUUUAGCACAAAACUGAUGACUACACGAUGGGUAUAUGUCUUCAUAACUCGCCACAACAAAAGCCGGCUGCGUGCCCGUAAGUUCAACGACAAGCCCACCGGACUGAUGUUAUUUGGUUCACAAAACAGCCAAGCUCGCAGUGUAAAAUUAAACGUUGUGGCCACAAAUGGCCUAAUUCACUUCAUUGACUCCGUGCUUAAUCCACCGAACUUUAGUGUAUUCGAUUAG
Messenger RNA from Rhopilema esculentum, 984 nucleotides. The record is from RefSeq and is a predicted model, not a curated record. NCBI's taxonomy places the organism in Eukaryota, Metazoa, Cnidaria, Scyphozoa, Rhizostomeae, Rhizostomatidae.